Molecule: messenger RNA, 2194 nt
Organism: Actinia tenebrosa (Australian red waratah sea anemone)
Lineage: Eukaryota; Metazoa; Cnidaria; Anthozoa; Actiniaria; Actiniidae
Biological process (GO): extracellular matrix organization
Molecular function (GO): extracellular matrix structural constituent conferring tensile strength; protein binding
Source: RefSeq, a predicted model, not a curated record
UACUUGUUAUCGUUAGUCUACGAAGAUGACCCACAGACAUUCAAUAUACUAGGACCUUUACUGACAUCUGGCCACCUAACUGUUCGGAUAUCGACUCCACGGAUCACCACAGACGACAGAUCCAGCCACCGAGUCUAGUUCCACGUCGGGGACCAAUUUUCUUUCCUUCCUGUUCCUAUUCCUUAUUACCAAGGGUGGCAUUUGAUAGAAUGGGCGAUGUCCAGGAGAAAAAUAAAGCGGGGAGACAGAGGAGGUAUUGCUGAAACUGGGACUGAAACCGUCUAAGGGUUCAAGGAAGAAUCUUUCAAGAACCAGAAGGAAUGUUUUGGCAUGGUGUUAGGUUUGCCAAAACAAACCCCACUGUCAAACUUUCAAUGAAAUACUAUUCAAGAUUGGUUUUCCAAAAGGAAUUGACUGCCCUGCCCCUUAAAAGUACUCACAGGUCAAUCAAAACAGAUUCGCUUUCACUUGAUACCAAUUAAGUCUCUGUCGUCAGAGGAGAUAUCGUCACUUAGUCGCUUUGUUAUCGUAUCAAGUUCGCACUGUGGGUCUGAACCAACAGAAAAAAGUCUUUAUUCGCGCGCCUGGAGCCUCGUAUUUAUAUCUCUCCCCAGAAACUAUACAAUCGUUUGUCAUUGCAAAAGAAUUUAGAGACCAACAGUAAGGGACUUGGCAAAUACUUUACCCAAGUGUUCAUUCAAUCUCAAUAACAAGACAGUAAAAUUUAUAAGUAACUUUAUAAUACAAACGAACUUACUGGAAUCAGCCAGUCUUGUCGCGGAGAACUACUGUAUAGCAAUGGAACGUGUGAGUGUUUUAAGUGUGCUGCUUGCUGUAUGUUUAGUUUGUUAUUCCUCAGGAGUUUAUCAAUACGGAGGAACGUCCCUAUAUCUUUAUAAAGAUGGCCAGAACAACAGACCUGAGCAAAGUCAAGGUUAUGGUUAUUUGCCUCUUUACAAAGGCGCCAACUCUAAGCCACCCGUUAACAGACCUCCAGCAGAACCCUUAUCUUACACGACCACUAGCACUUCCGACCAGAACCCGACCAUCCAGGUAGACGGAGGUUCUGUAACUGGUCAUGGUGGCUCAGGAAGAUUUUGCUUGUUUGAAACUGCGCGUCAAGUACCUUGUCCCGUGGCUGUCAACAAGAAGGUUAAGCAGAAUUACCGUUAUUACUGUGGCAACCUGUUCCAGAAAUUCUGCUCCGGUCAGAGAUGGGUAUAUUUGCCCGAAUACAAAAUCGAGAUGAAGACCGUCUAUACCACUGUACGAGGUUGUUGUCCAGGAUUCUCUGGACCCAGGUGUGAUAAAACAUGUUUUAACUGCACUGUGUUCGAUAGUUGGCAGAAGAGACUCCAAGCUGUCGAAAGGCUGCUGAAAGGAUCACCUUCUCCUCCCAAACCACACUUAACUAAUGGAGUUGGGCAAUUAGGACCCCGCGGACCUGCCGGGCCACCCGGUCCCCAAGGACCUGCUGGGCCCCAGGGUGCCGAUGGACCUGCUGGUCGCAAGGGUUCCGCAGGACCCCCAGGACCCAAGGGUUCCGCCGGACCACCAGGUCUAUCAAUACCUGGCCCAAAAGGAUCCUUAGGGCUUCCUGGCCGUCCGGGUGAAUCGAUCGUUGGCCCCGCUGGACCUCGAGGACUACCUGGCAUCCAGGGAAAACCAGGACCCCCGGGACUCCCGGGUGUACCGGGUAUACCUGGAAGAAGAUCCCCAACUGUUGUGUCUGGCGGAGAACAUCCUACUUCCACUAUGGAUAUGAAAGACCUUAUGGAAGAGUUUUCUGCUUUGCUUUUUAGAGUGAAAGAACUCGAAGACAGAGUCGAAGCGUGCAACUGCCCUGUGCGGAGAGAGCCAGCUCUAAAGCCAACAGAUCAGAUUCCCAGAACCGUAAGACGAUACCCAAGCCCCCCUAAAGAACGGAUCCCACCAACGCCCGAAAAGGAAGUAGUCCCGACCACCCCUGAUGACAUGUUUGGUCCUCCUGCAUUGUAAAUAAAUAAAGAUUGAUGUAAAGCUAUUAUAACUGGACUAGUGGGGAGAGGAGGUCUUUAGAGGAACUUAAUUAUGACUGGAGAAGCCUUAGUACGGUAUAGGGACUUUAUAUAUUAAGUGUUUUGAUCGGAUGGUGUUCAUUUUGUUGUCUUGAUUAAAGACCCAUUGCCACUUACCGUGAUGCACCGCAGUCACA